Molecule: messenger RNA, 4698 nt
Organism: Mytilus californianus (California mussel)
Lineage: Eukaryota; Metazoa; Mollusca; Bivalvia; Mytilida; Mytilidae
Product: ATP-dependent RNA helicase DDX19A-like
Exons: 13
Coding region: 50-1576 (508 amino acids)
Biological process (GO): poly(A)+ mRNA export from nucleus
Cellular component (GO): nucleus; cytoplasmic stress granule
Molecular function (GO): RNA helicase activity; RNA binding; ATP binding
Source: RefSeq, a predicted model, not a curated record
GAAAAUAGAAGAAAUUGAAAGUGGUUGUGAAACAAAAAUAUCAAUCAAAAUGGCAGAUUUAGACUGGGGUGCAUCUGUAGAUGAACAAGAACAAAAAUUAACAGCUAAGAUUAGUGAAGCAAAAAGCUGGGCUGAUCAGGUAGAAGAAUUUGACAUCAAUCAGCAGGUUGAUAAUCUGAAAAUAACCAAACCAGAGACAGUAAAUGGUGCAGGGUCAGCAGCUAGUGGAGAACCAAAAUCCUCUCCUGACCCAGGAGGGGCUGCUGAGGGUGGCCCGGAAGAUGCUGGAAAUACAAAAGAAGAUGAAUCAUUGCUGAGAAAAUUGAUCCACUCAAAGUUGAUAUCUUCAAAAGCAAAUUUAGAAGUUUUACAGAAAGAUCCUAAUUCUCCAUUGUAUUCAGUAAAAACAUUUGAAGCUUUGAAUUUGAAAAAAGAAUUGUUAGAAGGUGUUUACAAAAUGGGAUUCACAGCUCCUUCAAAGAUACAAGAAACAGCCUUGCCAACUCUCUUAGCGGACCCACCUGUAAACAUGAUAGCACAGAGUCAGAGUGGAACAGGAAAAACAGCAGCAUUUGUCUUAACAAUGUUAAGUAGAGUUGAUAUCAGCAAAGAUUAUCCCCAGUGUCUCUGUUUAGCACCCACAUAUGAAUUAGCUUUACAGAUUGGACAAAAUGUUGAACAGAUGGGACAGAAAAUGACAGGACUCAGAAUUGGUUAUGCUGUCCGAGGAGAAAGAGUUUCCAGAGGACAGCGAAAAGAUGACCACAUCAUUAUAGGGACACCUGGCACAGUGUGUGAUUGGGCAAUAAAACACAAAUGUUUUGACCCUAAAUUAUUAACUGUAUUUGUAUUGGAUGAAGCAGACGUCAUGAUAGCAACACAAGGUCAUCAAGAUCAGUCCAUUAGGUUACAGAGAAUGUUAAACAAACAGUCUUGUCAGAUGUUGUUAUUCUCUGCUACAUAUGAUGAUCAAGUGAUGGACUUUGCUCAGGCUGUGAUACCCAGGAGUCCAAUUGUUAUAAAAUUACGACGAGAAGAAGAAAGCUUAGACAAUAUUAAACAAUUUUAUAUAGAAUGCACCGAUGUUGAAGCUAAAUUCCAAGCACUCAGUAAUAUAUAUGGAACAAUAUCAAUUGGACAGUCUAUGAUAUUUUGUGCUACAAGAAAAACAGCUGCCUGGUUAGCAGAAAUGAUGACAAAAGAUGGCCAUGUUGUAGGUUUACUGACAGGAGAGUUGACAAUAGAACAAAGAGCAGCCAUUAUUAACAGAUUUAAAGAAGGCAAAGAAAAAGUCCUGAUAACAACUAAUGUGACAGCAAGAGGAAUUGAUGUAGAACAGGUUACAGUAGUAGUGAACUUUGACCCUCCUCUGACACAAGAUUUCCAGCCUGAUUACGAGACAUAUCUUCACAGAAUUGGUCGAACAGGGCGAUUUGGUAAAAGUGGACUGGCUAUAAAUAUGGUGGAUGGACGUCGUUCUCUGAGUACCCUCAAAUCAAUAGAAAAACAUUUUGGUCGUAAGAUAACGAAAUUGGAUGCAGAUGAUAUGGAUGAAAUAGAGAAAAUUGCUGUGUGAGCAGACAAUAGACAUAAUAUGGACAAUUUGUACUUGCAUAACUGGACUGACCAUUAACAUACUAUUGUAAACUAUUGUUAAAUUUUGAAUUGCAAGGAAAGUGCUUGUCAGCUGCCAUAUUUUACAUACCAAAUGUACUACUACGUUAAUAUUCAUUUCCAAAAAUUCAAACUUCUCAUUCCGCACAAAUCUCAUUAAACAUGUAUGCUUUUUUUUAUGCAGAAAAGUAUUUGUGAUUUUAGUUUUCACUUGUUGCUAUAAGGACAGUCAAGUAUUGUAUGAAUAUUUUUUUCAAUGUUUUGAAAUUUACCUUUUAUCAUUAUUUUAUUUCAUCUUAUCUUAACAUAGCCUUUAUCAGAAAAAAUACAUAAAAUGAGUUAAAAAGAAAAGAGAAUCAGUUUCACUGAAGUUAUUUUCCCCCUUUUUUGUCUCAUUUUGAAAGAAAAGAACCCCUUAAGCAAAUGAUGAAAACAUAACGGACAUCACGAUUUCUUCUCCAUGCAUAUUGCUGUACAUAUCAAUCCCCCCUUGAUUAUCUCAUAACUUAACGAUAAUUUAUUUAGCGUAUCGUUACACCUAUAAUUCUAAGUAGUUUGGUUAAGUAUAUUGAUUUGUUUCUUGGCGGAUAAAAUUUUAUUUUAUGGAAAAAUCAUAGAUUUCAAUGAUAAAAGGAAACAAUGUGUUUGUAUGUUCUACAUGAAAUACAUAUUUUUGUUUAUAUUUGUAAGAAAAUAUAUGAAAAUCUACAAAUUGAGGAUCCAUGCCAUGGUACAACAAUCUUUUGAAAACUUAGAAAAUUUGAAGCUAUGAAACUAUUAUGAAAAGAAAAUUUUAUCUGUUCUUUAAAAUUAUCUGCAAUAUGAAAAAUAAAACAAAUUUAGGUAAAUAAGUUAACAAUUAAAUCCUGCUGAAAUAAAAUUGUCUAUCAAAAAAAACAUUAUCAUCAUGAUCACAUUACAAUGUUUUGAUAUUGAAAUUGAAAAUUAUAAAUGUUGGAUGCAGCUGUAGUUCUUUUCAAAAACAUUUUAUGACUUAAAUAAACCAUGAGUAAUACUGAAAUUUGUAUUACUCUUGCAAUAUUUUUCUAAUAAGAUUUCUGUGAAAGGGAUUGCUGUCCUUAUUUUAGUCUUACCUGGCUCUAUCAUCCAGAAAAAAGAAAAUAGAACUUUUUGAUUUCUUGAUUGUUUCACAAUUCCACUUUGUAUUCUUGUAAAUAAGUAUUAUCAUAUUUUUCAAAUAUUACUUUCAUUAUGUAGAUAAUUUUAAUAAGGAGAUUCCUUAUACACAACACAUUCAUAUAUAAAUAAUAAUUUCCUUAUGUUUUAAUUCUUUGAUAAAUAUUUGUUAAAUUUGACACUAGACUUUAAAUUUGAAUCUCUUUUCCUUAAUGAAUUAUAAACCACGUUCUUUGUUAAUCACUAGUUCAAAUGAAAAUGAUUUGCAUUGUUUGUCCCCCCUUUUUUGGUACGAUUAUUUCUACUGUGGUGAAGUGAUAUGUAGCAAGAGGCAAAGCUUUGUCACUAUCAGCUGUUUUAUACUGAAUUUAUUUGUUCUAAAUGAAUUAAGAUUAAAAUAUUUUUUAGUCGUUCUCUUGAUUCUUGGAAAUUUAGCAAAUUCAGAUGUUCUAUACAUAUAUGUUAACGAAAUAAUAAAUUUUUUGACUGAAUAAAAAAAAGAACAGUGUUCAAAUUAUUAACUCAAAUUUAAUUAUUAAUGUAUAUACUGUUGAUAUACUUACAAUUGUCUAUAGGUGUAUAACCACUAAUUAAGGCUCGGUCAGAAAGAACAUACAAGAAAUAAGUACAUAUUUUAAACAAAAUAGUUCUUACCCUAAGCUGUAACUUUGUCAAUAAGUAAAACAUUUGGGUAUCAAAUGAAAGCUUAAGGACUUUGGAUCACUACAGAACUCAUGUUGAAAGUUUCUUUUGAAUAAUAAAAAAAAUAUAUGAAAGUGAAAUGGCAUAUAGUACCUGUUUUUGUACUAUCAAACUUCUUGGGACAAGUACACUCUAAUAUGCAAUAUAAGGUUUGUUGAAUUUUUUAGCACAAGUCAGGAAAAGGUAUAGUUUUGACAUGAAAUGGCUGUCACUUCAUUUGAACUUAUGUCAAAAUAGCUAUGAAUGCUUGAUAUUGCAUAAUUUGACAAAGAAAGCAAUGUGGCAAUGAAUUAAUGGUUUUCUUCCAUAAAACUGCAACUAGGUUACGCAUCAUUUACAUCUGGACUUUAAUUCUGUCUAAUGAUACUUAUAUAGUUAACAAUACACCACAUUGACAUACAAAAUUUGCUUUACUUUGUGGUAUGCUUUAUUUUCUGAUUUUACCAAUGCAAAAAGUAUGAUAAUGCCAAUUUAUAUACACUUUGGAUUCAUUUAAACGUGAGAAACAAAUAUUUGAUGUCAAAGAAAGGGGGAAAACCACAAGUUUGGAUACUCAUCAAAAUACAAUUUUUAAGUUUUAUAAUUUAAUGAGAGCAAAUAAAGUAAUUUUUUGAGGCCCUUUAUAGCUUGCUGUUCGGUGUGAGCCAAUGCUAUGUGUUGAAGGAUGUACCUUGACCUAUAAUGGUUUACUUUUAUAAAUUGUAACUUGGAUGGAGAGUUGUCUCAUUGGCACUCAUACCACAUCUUCUUAUAUCUAUAUAAUCCACAGUAUAUGGCUAUUGUAAAUGGUCAACACAUAGAGAAAAGAAGGAUUGUUAAAAAAUAGGAUUCUGAAGUUACUGUAGAUUCAUUACAUUUUUGUGGAUUGAGGAAAUAUUGUGGGUUUUUUUUUGUGGAUAUUUGAUUUUUAGGUUUACCGAAGUCUGUAAAUAAAUUUGUACUUUGUUGAACAUUUAUAUUCAUUGUUAAGCUAUCCCCACGAAUAAUAAUGAAUCUACAGUACAAGGAAUUCUGAAGCUUAUUUUGUAUUUAUAACUAACACUACUGUAGUACAUUUUGCAAGUACUUGUACAUUUACUAUCUUGUCGAUAUGGUGUUGACAAUAUCUUAUUGUUGUUCAAAUUGUAUUUUAAAACAUAUUUUACAUUGUAGAUUAUCUCCCAUUCUUGUAAAAUUUAUGUUAUAAUGUGAAGAUAUUGAUGAUUUAGAGAAAUGAAUCACUUUUAUAAAUUUAUGUUCUUACCA